AUGGAUCACUUGCUAAAAACGGGAAGUUUUAAAUGUACAAAAGAAAAUUAUGAAGGAAAUACGAAUGUUAGUGAUAAUUAUGCUGAAAAAUGCAGUGAUAUGGCUACAUCAGACAAUUUUGACGACAAAAUUGGUGAACCGUGUGAACCAUCUGUAGGUUUAUUCAAUGUAUCAGCUGCAAAGAAAACGAAAAAAGCCCGCAAAUAUUUUGAAGAAUAUCUUAAACCAGGAUUUUUGUGGACUGGCAAUGAGGUGGAGCCUGUUCCACUAUGUGUGAUUUGUUACGAGACUAUCACAAAUGAAAGUAUGAAACCAUCCAACCUAAAACGCCAUUUCGAUAGCAAACAUAAAGAAUACGAGGGAAAACCUGUAGAAUUCUUCGAAAAUAGGUGCAAAGAUCCCCAAAAGUCUGAGAAAACAAUUCAUAAUGUGAUGGGAGGUGAAAAUAUGAAAGCUUUGGAAGCUUCAUAUAGUGUGGCAUACUUAAUUGCAAAGUCCGGAGCUGCUAAAGUGAUUGGCGAGACAUUAGUAAAACCUGCAGCCAAAGUAAUGGUGCAAGUGAUGAUUGGAGACAAGGCUAGCAAAGCUAUAGAUCGUGUUCCCUUCUCAAAUAACACUUUUCAUCGUAGAAUCACAGAUAUGGCUGAAAAUGUAAAGCAGCAAUUAUUGUCAAGAGUACAAAAGAGUCGCUACUAUGCACUGCAAGGGGAUGAAUCCACUGAUUUUGUGAAUUUAUCUAAUCUUUUGUUUUUUGUCAGAUACGAGCUGAAUAAUGAAGUCCACGAUGAUAUUUUGUUAUGCCAACCUAUGCCAACACAUAUAACUGGAGAAGCUAUUUUUAAAGUUAUUGUUGACUUUAUCAAAAACAGUGACUUGGAUUGGAGUCGUUGUGUUGGAAUAAGCACGGAUGGUGCCAGAGCCAUGAUUGGUUUGAAGAAAGGAGUUGUUGCAUGUAUUCAAGCUGUUGCGCCAGAAGCAAAAUCGACUCAUUGUUGCAUUCACAGGGAAGCACUCGCCACCCAGAACAUGCAGGCAGAUUUAAAGCAAGUACAGGAUGAAGCUGUGAAAAUAAUCAAUUUUGUGAAAGGCCACCCUCUGAAUGCCCGGCUGUUUUCUCAGCUUUGUGAUCAGAUGGGCAGUGAUUACACACAACUCCUAUUUCACACUGAAGUGCGUUGGCUUUCGUGUGGAAAAGUUCUGAAUCGCCUGUUUGAGCUGCGAGAACUGCACGUUUUUUUAGAAGAAACUUUUAACCUGCGAGACCGUAUACACGACUGGAAAUGGCUAUGCAAACUAGCAUAUAUUGCAGAUACCUUUGCUCAUUUAAACAACCUCAAUCUAUCCUUGCAAGGGAAACUCAUAUCCAUAUUCCACGUUCAAGACAAAGUGAGCGGCAUGGUCGCAAAAUUGAAACAGUGGCAUAAACGUCUUAGUCGUCAUGAACUGGAUUCUUUUCCAUCUCUUCAUGACUUAGUAAUAAACUCGACGAACGAACUUGAUAGUGAUGAGUUGCAACCCAUGAAGCAGCAUUUGGAAAGCUUUCAGAAAGAUCUUCGUAAGUAUUUCCCUGAACCGGACAGCACCUUUGAAUGGAUAAGGAACCCUUUUAUCAUCAAUGUUCAAACAUUGCCAAAUAGCCUCUCUGCUUCAGAAGAAGAACAGCUCUUGGAGCUGCUUCAGAUAGCUUCCUGA
Messenger RNA from Emys orbicularis (European pond turtle), 1692 nucleotides. RefSeq names its product zinc finger BED domain-containing protein 5-like. The record is from RefSeq and is a predicted model, not a curated record. The coding region runs from base 1 to 1692 and encodes 563 amino acids. Lineage: Eukaryota; Metazoa; Chordata; Testudines; Emydidae. The transcript has a single exon.